CCACUUGUUUACUCUCACCUCACUCCUCAUAUUAUUCAUUCGGAUCGUUGAAUACUUCUUUGUCAAGAUCUGGUUUUUCUCUUCACUAUAUCUUAAACAGAGAGGGGUGUCCAAUCCAAUCCAACUCCUCAUCUUUUCAUUUCUGUUUAGGCAGAUGGAAAGACACUUGCAUCACAAGAAGAAGCUCUGAGCGAUCUAGAAACUUCAUUUAUUUACAGGACAAAUUGAGGUAUGAUACAUAGAUGGGGAGGAAAGGGAAUUGGUUUUCUUCCAUAAAGAAAGCUUUCAGCCCAGAGUCCAAGGAAAAGAAAGCCCAGAAAUCAAAUAAAUCAAAGAAGAAAUGGUUUGGGAAGGAAAAAUCGUCUGUUCCUGAUUCCUCGCCUUCAGAAACUCUUACUGUGCCUCAUCCUCUUCCUCCACCAGAAGAUGUGAAAUUGAUUGAAGCAGAGGAUGAACAAACUAAACAUGCUUACUCUGUUGCAGUUGCCACUGCUGUGGCAGCCGAGGCUGCUGUUGCAGCUGCUCAAGCUGCAGCAGAGGUUGUUAGACUCACUACCGUGAAUCAGUUCACAGGCAAACCGAAGGAGGAAGUGGCAGCAAUCAAAAUUCAAACAGCAUUCCGGGGAUACCUGGCUAGGAGGGCAUUGCGGGCUUUGAGAGGACUUGUUAGGCUGAAAUCAUUAAUACAAGGGCCCACUGUCAAACGCCAAACUGCGAAUGCUUUAAGAUGCAUUCAAACUGUAGCCCGUGUGCAAUCUCAGAUCCAGUCUAGAAGGAUCCGGAUGUCAGAGGAAAAUCAGGCACUCCAGAGACAGCUUCUUCAAAAACGAGCAAAAGAACUUACAAGUUCACAGAUUGGGGAGAAUUGGGAUGACAGUCUACAGUCAAAAGAACAGAUUGAAGCAAACUUACUGAGCAAGUUUGAGGCAGCCAUGAGAAGAGAAAGAGCACUAGCUUAUUCUUUCUCCCACCAGCAAAACUGGAAGAAGUGUACAAGACCCACAUCUUUAAUGUUCAUGGACCCGAACAAUCCUCAAUGGGGUUGGAGUUGGCUAGAACGAUGGAUGGCAGCCCGUUCAUGGGAGCCCCGAACUACAACUGGCAAAGAACUCAACAAUGACAAGUCAUCCAUAAAGAGUGCUAGCCUCAACACAACUGGCGGAGAAAUCACGAAGGCCUACACUCGUCAUCUACUCAACUCUGGCAAACCUUCCCCGACCUCAAGCCAAAAGCCAAGUCGUCCUUCAACGCCCCCAUCAAAGGCAGCAUCUUCAACAGUAUCCAGGAAAAUAAAGCCAGCAAGCCCACGAGGGAGCAUGUUCAGCCCAGAUGACGAUGCGAAGAGUGUGUUUAGCGUGCAGUCGGAGAGGAAUAGGAGGCACAGUAUUGCUGGGUCAUCAGUCAGGGAUGACGAGAGCCUGGCCGGCUCUCCGUCAGUUCCAAGCUACAUGGCAUCGACAAAGUCAGCGAAAGCAAAAUCACGAAUGCAAAGCCCAUUGGGUUUGGAGAAUGAGACACUGGAGAAGGAGUACUCGGCAGGGUCAGUGAAGAAACGGCUGUCUUUCCCAGCUUCACCGGCUAGGCCAAGGCGGCACUCGGGUCCACCAAGAGUGGAAGUCGGCUCCAUCGCUGGUUAAUUAUUUCGGAUCAAGGAGGAGCAUAGAAGAAAAUAAGCUAAUCUGGAUUUAAAAGAGGUUGACUAAGAGAAGAAUAAGAUUAAAAGAUAGGUGAUAUAUCAUUUGAUUUGUGAAUUUACUUUAUUUUUCACUCAUGUUAACCAUUUUUAUUCUAUUUAUUGCUUUGAGAGGUUGAAAUCAAUGUAUUGGGUGAGUCUUGCUAUGUAAUAUUUGCUUAUUUCUCUCAUACUUCUCUCAUUGUUAAGAUUGUGGUUGCUUUUAGAUAGAACCGGUUUGGACUUUGAUUAUUCUCUUUUGAAGAAUUAAUGUGAUUCUGUUAGACUUUGAUGCCUUA
Messenger RNA from Camellia sinensis, 1971 nucleotides. RefSeq names its product protein IQ-DOMAIN 3. Lineage: Eukaryota; Viridiplantae; Streptophyta; Magnoliopsida; Ericales; Theaceae. Gene Ontology annotation, molecular function: protein binding. The record is from RefSeq and is a predicted model, not a curated record.